Messenger RNA from Microthlaspi erraticum, 1260 nucleotides. NCBI's taxonomy places the organism in Eukaryota, Viridiplantae, Streptophyta, Magnoliopsida, Brassicales, Brassicaceae. The record is from the annotation of a GenBank genome assembly.
AUGGCGAAGAAGCACAAGUACGGAAGAUUAGUGUUGGUUUCAUGCAUCGCGCUUCUAGCUACCGGACUCAUUGCCGACUUUCUCUGGGCUACUUCUCAUCGAUUCUCCUCCGCCGCGAUCUCGUAUUUGUCCCCCGGAGCAUCCCUCCCCUCCUCCGUAACCACCGCUGUCGCUUCCGACCAGAAGAAAGAUACAACAAAGAAGAAGAAGGAGAGUGUUAAAGAGAGGAAAUUAUCUGCGACAUUCCAAGAUUUGCCAGCUCCUGAAUUGAAAUGGGAGAAGAUGAAAUCUUCACCUGUGCCUCGUCUAGACGGAGCUGCAAUCCAAAUCAGGGAUCUUUUCUAUGUGUUUGCUGGAUACGGAACCAUUGAUCUUGUGCAUUCACAUGUCGAUAUCUACAACUUCACUGACAACUCGUGGGGAGGAAGAUUCGAUAUGCCGAAAGAGAUGGCACAUUCUCAUUUAGGAAUGGUCACGGAUGGGAGAUUCAUUUAUAUCGUUACUGGUCAGUUUGGUCCGCAAUGCAGAGGUCCUACAGCUAAAACAUUUGUGCUUGAUACCGAUACAAAUACAUGGAAGGACUUUGUUCCUCUGCCAGUUCCUAGGUAUGCACCGGCUACACAGCUUUGGAGAGGAAGGCUUCAUGUGAUGGGUGGAAGCAAGGAGAAUCGGUUUACACCGGGGCUUGAACAUUGGAGCAUUGCGGUUAAAGAUGGCAAACCGUUGGAGAAUGAGUGGAGAAGUGAGAUUCCAAUCCCUCGCGGAGGACCUCACAGGGCAUGUGUAGUGGUGGAUGAUAGACUGUUUGUGAUUGGUGGUCAAGAAGGUGAUUUCAUGGCGAAACCUGGCUCUCCUAUCUUCAAGUGCUCACGCCGCAUGGAGGUGGUGUUCAGUGAUGUCUACAUGUUAGAUGAGGAAAUGAAGUGGAAAGUGAUGCCGUCGAUGCCAAAACCUGACUCACAUAUCGAAUUCGCUUGGAAAGUUGUUAACAACUCCAUUGUAAUCGUUGGAGGCACUACAGAGAAGCAUCCUGAAACCAAAAAGAUGGUUCUCAUCGGUGAAAUCUUCCAGUUCAACUUGAAUACACUGAAAUGGUAUGUGAUUGGGAAAUUACCAUACCGUGUGAAAACAACACUGGUUGGGUAUUGGGACGGACACUUAUACUUCACCUCAGGACAAAGAGACAAAGGUCCAGAUGAUCCUGCCCCAAAGAAGGUCCUUGCAGAGAUGUGGAGAACCAAACUCAUUCUCAACCCAUAG